Molecule: messenger RNA, 984 nt
Organism: Protopolystoma xenopodis
Lineage: Eukaryota; Metazoa; Platyhelminthes; Monogenea; Polystomatidea; Polystomatidae
Source: the annotation of a GenBank genome assembly
AUGGUGGCAGAGGUCACACAGCAUUGCUGUGAUGAUUUUUGCAAAAUUCAACGGCCACCAACUUCGGCUGUUUUAUGCAUCUUAUGCAUCCAACUUUCUGAGCGAAACAAAAAGUACAAAUAUGGAGUAACCGAGGGAACAUUGUUGCACUCCUGCGGAGAUUGGCAUUACAAUUGCGUGACUACCCAACCACUUCGCAUUGAAUUAACUGCCAAGACUGCGUGUCCGGCCUUGUUCAACUUUGGAGAAUGUUUUACGGCCAGGAUAUUCGGCCUGGAGGGAGGCUUGUUGUGUCGUUGUCGCCCGGGCACCAGUGAUGAUGUUGUCGUCCUCAUUCUGAUCAUUUCGGUCGGUCGGUGCUUUCCACUUGGCCUCGGCCUGCCCGGCCCAACAAGCAGGUUUUCUCCAAACCCAAUGAGCACAACCUCGAGACGGCCUGUAUCUCUUUGUCCGCCUCGUUUAUUCACCUCGCGCCAAAUCUGGAUCCACGCCCGGUUACUCUGUCUGCCCACCACUUCACUUCCUACCCAGCCGACCUCUGCGUCUGACCGUCAAACCCGUUUUCCAUUCGCCAGUCCGCACCAAUUCGUCCUAUUGUCAUUGCCGCCACAGCCUCGAGCCCAGGCUCGAUCUCCGCCUCGUUCACCAAAGCACCCAGCACUGCUGCCGGCAAUCUCGUGCCGUCCUGUCUUUCCCUCCCCUCCCAGCCUCGACGGUACCCAGAGCCCACGCAUUUGCAUGCUCCUAUGUCUGCCCAGCACUGUAGGUGCCGGCCCCACUUGGACAGGUCACCUCAGGCACACCGACAAUCUGCUAAUUCCUUCACAGGCUUACUUACGUAUCUGGUUCAUCUCUCCUCCCUUUUUAGAAGAUCUCCGCUUCUUCAGAACUACUCUCCUCAUCAUCACUCGCAGCGCUGACAGUUUUAUCCGGACUCCUAUUAUCCCCCAAGUUGUCGGGCUCUCUUUCGUCUCGCGAGGAUAA